AGUCCCGUCGCCACCAUGCCUGGUCACGUCGUCAAGAGCACCGGGCCCGACCCAGAUCCCUCCGAAUUUCUCUUUGUUUCGACGGAACAGAGGAUGCUGGACCAGACCAAGCCGUACGACCCGAAAAAAUCUUGCUGGGUUCCUGACGAUAAGGAAGGCUUCCUCGAAGGCAUGAUCCAAGCCACAAAGAGCGAUACAGUGCUGUCCAUUCAGCUGAAGAGCGGAGAGGUUAAGGAUUAUAAGAAGGAUGUUGUGAGCCAAGUCAACCCUCCGAAGUAUGAGAAAUGCGAGGAUAUGUCUAAUUUGACCUUCCUUAAUGACGCUUCUGUCCUGUACAACUUGAAGACCCGUUACCAGGCCAGGCUCAUCUACACCUACUCCGGCCUCUUCUGCAUUGCCGUCAACCCCUACAAGCGCUUCCCCAUCUACACCAACCGCACCGUCAAGAUCUACCAGGGCAAGAGGCGUAAUGAGGUGCCUCCCCAUCUCUUCGCCAUCUCUGACGGCGCCUACAUGGACAUGUUGCAGACUUCGGUCAACCAGUCGAUGCUGAUUACCGGCGAAUCUGGCGCCGGCAAAACCGAGAACACGAAGAAGGUGCUGUCCUACUUCGCCAACGUCGGCGCCUCGACGAGGAAGAAGGAAGAUGCUCAUAAACCGAACCUGGAGGACCAGAUCGUGCAGACCAACCCUCCGUUGGAGGCUUACGGCAACGCCAAGACCACCCGCAACGACAAUUCCUCUCGCUUCGGCAAGUUCAUCCGCAUCCACUUCGCCCCCAACGGCAAGCUGUCCGGCGGCGACAUCGAGGUGUACCUGCUGGAGAAGGCUCGCGUCAUCUCCCAGUCGCCGGCUGAGCGAGGCUACCACAUCUUCUACCAAAUGAUGUCUGAUCAAAUAGAUUAUAUGAAGAAGUUGUGCAGUCUCAGCGAUGACAUCUACGACUAUCACUACGUGUCUCAAGGCAAGGUCAUUGUGCCUUCCAUCGACGAUAAAGAAGAUAUGGAAUUCACACAUAAUGCUUUCACCAUUUUGAAUUUCACAAAUGAUGAGCGUGACAACUGCUACAAGAUCACAGCCACGGUCAUGCACAUGGGCAACAUGAAGUUCAAGCAGAGAGGUCGCGAGGAGCAGGCUGAGCCCGACGGCACUGAGGCUGGGGAUCUUAUAGGUCCACUCCUUGGAACGUCCAGUGAAGAGCUGUACAAAAACCUGUGCAAGCCCAAGAUUAAGGUCGGUGCUGAGUUCGUAACACAAGGAAGAAAUGUCGCUCAAGUGUCCUACUCUGUUGGUGCUCUUGCAAAGGCCCUGUUCGACCGCCUCUUCAAGUGGAUCGUUAAGAAGUGUAACGAGACCCUCGAGACCGGAAUGAAGCGUGCCAUGUUUAUUGGUGUGCUCGAUAUUGCCGGCUUCGAGAUCUUCGACUUCAACGGCUUCGAACAGAUCUGUAUCAACUUCUGUAACGAGAAGUUGCAGCAGUUCUUCAACCACCACAUGUUCGUGCUUGAGCAAGAGGAGUACAAGGCCGAGGGCAUUGACUGGGUCUUUGUCGACUUCGGUAUGGAUCUGCAGGCUUGCAUUGAGCUCUUCGAAAAGCACUCUCAACUACCUCCAUCCUCACUUUAUCCGUACUGUAUUGUCUCAAUACAAAAUUUUGAGACCUUUAUAUAUACAAAGUAUUCCACGUGUACUCAGAGACUGCUUUCUGUUUCCGCCUUGUCCUGCUAUUUCUCGCACCUUUUUGCUCUUUGUCUUAACAGUUUCCAUCGGACUUACAUAGACAGUGACCACCAUUGGCUUUCACAUCACACCACAAGCAGAGAAAACCUUCACAAAGCUGGUCUCGACAAAGAACUGUACCGAUGUGGAAAGACAAAGGUAUUUUUCCGCGCAGGCGUCUUGGGCACGCUGGAAGAGAAGCGUGAUGAGAGGCUGGGAAAGAUCAUCACUUGGAUGCAGUCAUGGAUCCGUGGACUGAUUGGACGCAAAGAAUAUGGCCGUCUUCAGGAACAACGUGUAUCCCUUGUAGUUCUGCAGCGGAACAUUCGCAAGUAUAUGGCCAUGAGCAACUGGUCUUGGUUUAUCUUCUGGCAGAAGGUGAAGCCCCUCAUCAACCAGCCCAGACUGGAAGACGAGAUCAACAAGCUCAAGGACAGGGCUGAGAAGGCUGUUGCAGACUUGGAUCGCGAGUCUACUCGCCGCAAGGAACUUGAAAAUUCUAAUGCAUCUCUUACCGAAGAAUUGAAUAACCUAAAAACAACUCUUGAGUCUACGAAAGGAAAUGUCGCGCAGUAUAUCGAAGCACAAGCUAAGUUAUCAUCAGAAAAGGCCGACCUUGAAGCUCAACUAAAUGAUGCUUCAGCUAAGCUUCGGCAAGAGGAGGAAUCUCGCACUCAAAUGUUUCAGUCAAAGAAAAAGGCAGAGCAAGCUGUUGGUGCCAUGAGGAGGGAGUUGGAAGACUUUGAGCUAAAUGUCCAGAAGAGUGAUCAAGACAAAGCCACCAAAGACCACCAGAUACGCAACCUCAAUGACGAGAUAGCUCAUCAGGAUGAGAUUAUUAAUAAAGUUAGCAAGGAAAAGAAACUCCUGCAGGAGAUGAAUCAAAAAACUUCUGAGGAGCUUCAGUCUGUUGAAGAGAAGGCCAGUCAUCUCAAUAAAGUUAAAGCCAAACUGGAACAAACGCUUGACGAACUAGAGAGCUCUGUCGAACGCGAGAAGAAGUUGCGAGGUGAGGUUGAGAAAUCAAAGAGGAAGGUGGAGGGUGAUCUGAAAUUGACACAGGAAACCGUUGCUGACAUCGAGCGUCGACAGAAGGAUCUCGAGCAUACUAUUCACCGAAAAGACAAAGAAAUUUCAUCCCUUGCUAAUAAGCUCGAGGAGGAACAGGGGGUAGUCUCGAGGGUGCAGAAGACUAUCAAAGAGGCACAAGCUCGUAUUGAAGAAUUGGAAACUGAAGCUGAGCAUGAACGCCAGGCUCGGUCCAAAGUCGAGAAAGCCAAGAAUAACAUGCACCGCGAACUUACUGAUCUUAAUGAGCGCCUGGACGAGGCUGGUGGAGCAACUGGGGCUCAGAUUGAACUCAACAAAAAGCGAGAGGCGGAACUGAAUAAGCUCCGCCGUGAAUAUGAGGAAGCCGAUAUCCAUCAUGAAACCGCAGUCGCCAAUCUUCGCAAGAGGCACAACGACGCUGUUGCUGAGAUGACUGAUCAGAUUGACCACCUUAAUAAAAUGAAAGCCAAGACAGAAAAAGAGAAGGAACUUAUGAAAUACCAAGCUGAAGAAGCUAAAGCUGCGAUGGACAACUUGGCUCGUGACAAGGCGAUUGCUGAGAAGGCUAACAAGGGCAUCCAACAGCAGAUCAACGACGUAACUGCCAGGUUGGAUGAGGCGACUCGAACUCUCAACGACUUCGAUGCCCAGAAAAAGAAACUUGCUGUGGAGAACGGCGACCUCCUUCGUCAACUGGAAGAAGCAGACAAUCAGAUUAAUCAGCUGAAUAAUCUGAAAACUUCUCUUACCACUCAGCUUGAUGACACCAAAAAGAUAGUAGAAGAUGAAUCUAAGGAUCGUAGUGUCCUUCUUGGCAAGUUCCGCAACCUGGAGCAUGAUCUGGAUGGUCUUCGUGAGCAGCUUGAAGAAGAGAUUGAAGCCAAGGCUGAUGCCAACCGCCAGCUUUCCAAGGCCAAUGCUGAAGCUCAUAUGUGGCGCUCAAAAUAUGAAACGGAAGGCAUUGCCCGUGCUGAAGAGAUUGAGGCUGCCCGCCUGAAGCUUGCCGCUCGCCUCGAGGAAGCCGAAGUGCAAAUUGAACAACUUAAUGUUAAGAACAUGCAGCUGGAGAAGGCCAAGGGACGCAUUCUCUCCGAAAUGGAUGAGAUGCAGCUGCAGGUAGACCGUGCCCAAGGUCUGGCUAAUGCUGCUGAAAAGAGACAAAAGACCUUCGACAGGGUUGUUAGUGAAUGGAAGAUCAAGGUUGACCAACUGGCCACUGAGCUUGAUGCUUCCCAGAAGGAAUGUCGCCAGUACUCCACUGAGCACUUCCGCAUUAAGGCCAUGUAUGAGGAAAAUCUGGAACACCUAGAUACCGUACGUCGUGAGAACAAGGGUCUCGCUGAGGAGAUCAAGGACCUGAUGGAGCAGAUCAGUGAGGGUGGCCGCUCUCUUCAUGAGAUUGAAAAGAGCGCCAAGCGUUUCGAGAUCGAGAAGGAGGAGCUCCAGGCUGCUCUUGAGGAGGCCGAAGCUGCCCUUGAACAGGAAGAGAACAAGGUUCUUCGUGGUCAGCUGGAGCUGAGCCAAGUCAGGCAAGAGAUUGAUAAGCGCAUUCAGGAGAAGGAGGAAGAGUUUGAUGCUACUCGUAAAUGUCACCAGCGUGCAAUUGAGUCCAUGCAAGCUUCACUUGAAGCUGAGGCCAAGAGUAAGGCUGAAGCUCUUCGCAUGACUAAAAAGCUCGAGUCGGAUAUCAGUGAACUGGAAAUUGCUCUCGAUUUGGCUAACAAGGCUAAUAGCGAUAUUCAAAAGCAAAUAAAGAAAGCACAGAUUGAUGUGCGGGAUAUGCAAGCAAGGAUGGAGGAAGAGCAGCGUCUUGCGUCUGAAUAUCGUGAGCAAUGCAGCGCCUCAGAGCGUAAAGCAAAUGCAGUCAACAGUGAAUUGGAAGAAUCACGCACGCUUUUGGAACAAUCGGAUCGCGGCCGACGUCAGGCUGAGGCUGAUCUUGCUGAUGCCUCUGAAACUAUGAGUCACCUUACAGCCCAGCAUGGAUCUCUCACAAUGGCGAAGAGGAAGCUGGAAGGAGAGCUGCAAACCCAACAUGCGGAACUCAAUGAUAUGCUAAAUGAAGCCAAACACUCCGAGGACAAGGCCAAGAAGGCCAUGGUUGAUGCUGCUCGUCUGGCUGACGAACUCCGUGCUGAGCAAGAACAUGCCCAAACCCAGGAGAAGAUGCGCAAGGGCCUGGAAUUAUCUGUUAAGGAGCUUCAGACACGUCUGGAAGAGUUCGAGGCAACCGCUCAUAAGACUGGCAGAAAAGCCAUCAGUAAGCUGGAAGCUCGCAUCCGCGACCUAGAAACUCAAUUGGACGACGAGGCUCGCCGUCACGCCGACGCCCAGAAGAACCUAAGGAAGUGCGAGAGGCGCAUCAAGGAGCUCAGUUUCCAGUCUGAAGAGGACAAGAAGAACCACGAGAGGAUGCAAGACCUGGUGGACAAGCUCCAGCAGAAGAUCAAGACCUACAAGCGCCAGAUCGAGGAGGCCGAGGAGAUCGCCGCCCUCAACCUGGCCAAGUAUCGGAAAGCUCAGCAAGAGCUCGAAACAGUUGAGAGGCACUGAGUGCUUUAUGAUUUCUGACAUUUACACUUGAAGGCUGUUUACAGUGAGCAUUAAAAUAUUGUUUAGUCUAUAAACAUAUUGAAAGCCUGUAACUGUAGAGUGUAAAACAUUCAGAAAGAAAUAAAAAUACAAAACAUGC
Messenger RNA from Penaeus vannamei (Pacific white shrimp), 5461 nucleotides. NCBI's taxonomy places the organism in Eukaryota, Metazoa, Arthropoda, Malacostraca, Decapoda, Penaeidae. The record is from RefSeq and is a predicted model, not a curated record.